GGAUGUUCUUCGCAACUCAACCUUCUGCGCAAUCAGAGCGGGCGCAGAGAAACCGACCUCGAAACACCAACACCAUCCGAUCACCAAUCAACCACUCAAAACCACCAAACCACACAAUCCACAACCAUGGCCACCACAGCCUCAAAACCCGCCAAACUCCCCGUCACCGUCGACAAGCCGACCCCCUACACCUUCGACCUCGGCCUGCUCCUCGCCAACGACCCCAACCCAGUCGCCAUCCCCGCCUCCGCCUCCGCCGCGACCGACCCCGCCGCCCUCGAGAGCCACCUCGCCUCCGUCGCGCGCGACGGCACCCAAGUGCUAAUCAACCAGCUGCUCACCACCUGCGCCAUCAGCUCCACGCCCGCAGGCGUGCUCCUCUCCCUGCCCCCGGCCCAAACCCCCUUACCGCGCGAGAAGCCGAUCCCGGCGGCCAAGGCGGAGACGAAAUGGUCGGCGUUCGCGAAGCGGCGCGGGAUCAAGCCCAAGACGCGGGAGCAGCGGCGCAACCAGCAGUACAACGAGGCGACGGGGGAGUUUGAGCGCAAGUGGGGGUACAAGGGCGCCAACAAGGCCGGGCAGGACGACGCGAUUAUUGAAGUCAGUGCUGCGAAGGAGGCGGAGCGCAGGGAAGGGACGAGCGUGCGCGGCGACAAGCGGAGGGAGAUUCGCGAGCGCGUGAAGCGGAAUGAGCGGCGGAUGAGGAAGAACCAGCGGAAUGCGGAGGGGAGGAAGUAGGGUUGGGCUUGUUCCUCUUUUUUUUUCAAAGCUCAGUUUUCGUUGUAUGAAGGCGGUGGUGGAUGAGUGCAUUACAGGCGUUAAACCAGGGUUCUGUGUUUG
Chaetomium fimeti is the source of this 840-nucleotide messenger RNA. RefSeq names its product ribosomal biogenesis regulatory protein. The record is from RefSeq and is a predicted model, not a curated record. NCBI's taxonomy places the organism in Eukaryota, Fungi, Ascomycota, Sordariomycetes, Sordariales, Chaetomiaceae. Gene Ontology annotation, molecular function: protein binding. Gene Ontology annotation, biological process: endonucleolytic cleavage in ITS1 to separate SSU-rRNA from 5.8S rRNA and LSU-rRNA from tricistronic rRNA transcript (SSU-rRNA, 5.8S rRNA, LSU-rRNA); ribosome biogenesis; ribosomal large subunit biogenesis. Bases 127 to 738 code for a protein of 203 amino acids. The transcript has a single exon. Gene Ontology annotation, cellular component: nucleolus; nucleus; preribosome, large subunit precursor.